GCGCGGUUUAUUUUGUAGUUGGAUAGGUGUUUAAUAUCAGAUCUGUGUCUUUGGCUGGUGACUGGCCUAUUAAUUGAACUUUUAUUAUAUAUUUCAGUAGGGCACAAUGUCUGCGGAACCUACCCUGUCGGAAGAUAUUCAGGGAGAUUCCAGAUGGAUGAGUAUGCACCGUCGGUUUGUCAGCGAGGCCAAGGAGCGGGAGCCGGACGUGGUGUUUAUUGGCGACUCGCUCAUCUACCACCUGCAGCACUCUGAGACGUGGAGACGCUGCUUCGCGCCGCUGCACGCGCUCAACUUCGGUAUCGGCGGUGACCAGACGCAGCACGUGCUGUGGCGCAUCACUAACGGCGAGAUGGACAGCUUCUGCCCAAAGGUGGUUGUACUCCUGGUGGGCACCAACAACUUCGGCUACCCGCCGGAGCAGAUCGCGGACGGCAUCAUGGCCAACGUGUCCGCCAUCCGGAGGCUGCAGCCGCAGGCCUUCAUCAUUGUCAUGGGUCUUCUGCCGCGCGGUGAGAAGCCGAACGCGCUGCGGGAGCGUAACGCGGCCACCAACCGGCUGCUGUCUGAGCGUCUGUCGGGCCUGGCGCGGACGCAGCUGCUGGCUGACUACUCGGAGCUGGUUAGCGCCGACGGUACCCUCAGCCACCAGGAUAUGACCGACUACCUCCACCUCUCGCCGCAGGGGUACAAGAAGGUAUUUGAGCCCGUGUACGACCUGAUACUGGAUCUCCUGAACGAGAAAGAGUGUCUAGACGGCGCCGCCGCCGAGUAGCCCCUCCUGCUCUACCCGUGUACCGAGGUGUCGCGACUGCGUGGCGGAGGACGGCCGCCGAAUCUCACGGCGCGCGCGCGGCGCCCGCCCGGGGCCGGACGUUUGGUUUGCUUGCCAGCAUCGUGCGGUUGUUUUGUUUCCCUGCGUUGGUGGUGCGCCCAGCGCGGGCCGUGAUGGUGGACUCCCGGUCAGGCUGGAAGGGGUGAUGAGGGGGGGGGGCGUGCUCUCGGUAGUGAGCGUUGUAAUGGGCAGGGAGUGAGGCCGGUCGGUGUAUGGCGCGGUACGGAACUGGCGGCGGUAUUCCUAGGUGUUUUCUAUGGUCUCGUUUUGUAAGGGCGUCGUGCUGUAGGUAGGCCCAUCGUCAGUCGGAGGUUUUAUUUUGUUCUGUGUAUGGGAUGUUUUGGCUUCUGGAAGGCACUCGGCAGGGUUAUGGCUAGUUUUAAUUCCGUUUGCUACGUCAUACGACCGAGGCGCCGGAACAAAAUCUAACUGAGGACUGUCGGGCUCAAAACAAACGAUAUUAAAGUAUUGUGUACAAGUUCAAAGGGACAUUCGUUUUCUCAGCGUUGCUUUGUUUUCUAACGUGUCUGCGUGCGGGCCGUGGGCUGCGCUGUCUCAUUCAGUGAAACGAUCCAUGACUGGGCGGGUCUCGGAGCGGGGGUACCGCUGAGACCAGGGGCGCACCGUGCUGCGGCCCUCCUGUGAUUUCCUGCAUGCGCGCGGUGUCGGUGUCGGCUGGGCCGGUUGGUCGCCUUCUGGGGCUGUGUCUGCGAGUGUCCGCUGUAUGUCUGUCUCUGUUUGCGCCCGGUCCAGGCCGGGUUUUUGGUCCACCGCCGUCACCUAAGGCACUUAGCUCACAGGCCAAGUGGUCUGUAGAGGAUAACAGGAUGCAGAAACAGUCUGUAUUGAUUCGGUCACAGUGCACCAGUCAUGAGUCUGUAUUGGUUUGGUCACAGUGCACCAGGACAGUCAGUAUUGGUUCGGUCACUGCUUCAGGACUGUUGGUUCGGCCACAGUGCACCAGGACAGUCAGUAUUGGUUCGGUCACAGUGCACCAGUCAGGACAGCCGGCGCGGUUGCGACGUGCUUUUGUUGCUGUAACUUGCGUUUGCUGUUUAUGUGACUAGAUAUGCCCAGAAUAUAGCACAUGUUGCUUGCCUUGCAA
Messenger RNA from Amphibalanus amphitrite, 1940 nucleotides. RefSeq names its product platelet-activating factor acetylhydrolase IB subunit alpha2-like (gene Paf-AHalpha). The record is from RefSeq and is a predicted model, not a curated record. Lineage: Eukaryota; Metazoa; Arthropoda; Thecostraca; Balanomorpha; Balanidae. Bases 107 to 775 code for a protein of 222 amino acids. The transcript is spliced from 6 exons.